Staurois parvus is the source of this 486-nucleotide messenger RNA. Lineage: Eukaryota; Metazoa; Chordata; Amphibia; Anura; Ranidae. The record is from the annotation of a GenBank genome assembly.
UUCUUUCCUUUUGCAGUCUUGGCCUUGCAGUCCAUCUCAGAUGCUGCCUCCAUCUCUCCUCGCCUGCCCACACACGUGGUUAUGACCUCCAUCAUUGUGGUGAACCAGGAACCGUUCAACAUGGAUCAGUUGUCUUUGAGCUGGGAGCAUAACGGGCACCUCCUGGUGGAGUACAGAGAUAAUAAUGUGACCUCCUAUGAACCCCGGGCGUUGAUGCCUCAGGAGAAGUUUAAUGAGGGUAACUUCUCUCUGAUCCUUAUUAAUAUCACCAUCAAUGACACCGGAAACUACACCUGCAAGAUCCAAUACGACAGGUCGGAACAGACCAUCCAGUACGCCCUUCAAGUAACAAAAAACAGGAUCCAGUUGAUUGAUCUGUCACCCAAGAAGGUUGAUGAGAACAAUGAUAGGAAUGCGCAGAAGAUUAAGCUGAUGAAACGGUCAUCGAAGAAGUCUGCCCAGCAAAGCACUUCGUCAAGCCCUGCA